UGGGAAGCUCGCGGGCGUGAAGCGAGAUAUCGCCUUCCUCAGAGACGAGCUGAGCAGCAUGAACACCGCGCUGGAGGCGGUGUCUUCGGCGGAGGAGGUUAGCCCAAAGACCAAGAACUGGAUGGGUCAGCUUCGGGAGCUAUCCUACGAUGCUGAGGAUUGCAUCGAAAUUUUCAUGCAAAACCUCGACAACCAAGACUCCUAUGGGACUAUGUGGAAGGCCUUUCAUGGUCUCAUAACCCUGUGGAAACGUCACAGUAUAGCCGACGAGAUCGCUGUGUUGAAGCAACGGGCUGAAGAAAUUCACAGUAGGAGCAAGAGGUUUGAGUUCAAUAUGACGUCCCCCUCCACUUCCACUUCCACUACUAACGCCAUGUCUAUCGACCCGAGGCUGCCUGCGCUUUUUGAAGAGGCGGAUAGACUCGUCGGUGUGGAGGCCUCGAAGGAUGAAAUAGUGAAGUGGCUCACUCAAGACAUCAAAGUGGAAGGUCAUUUCUGUUGCUGGAUCUGGUGGUCUUGGUAA
Lolium perenne is the source of this 523-nucleotide messenger RNA. NCBI's taxonomy places the organism in Eukaryota, Viridiplantae, Streptophyta, Magnoliopsida, Poales, Poaceae. The record is from RefSeq and is a predicted model, not a curated record.